GACUCGUAUACUCAAAGUCGUCGUCAUACCUCGUAGAGGGUGUUGAAUCACUGUAGUGUGUAGAUAUUUAUCUCUCAACCGGCACACAGAGAGUAGAUAACAAGUAAACAAAAUAAAAAUAAAAAUUAUUGAAGAAUUUAAAACCAAAGGUACCCCUAGAAUCGGUUCACUUAUAAAUUUAACGGUUAAAGUUUUUUAUUUUCUGUAUUUAACACUUGUGGUGGGGAAUCAGAAAGUAGCAGUUACGGUUUUGGUUUCAACCUCGAUAGUUGUGGCUAGUCUCGUUACUAGAGAGUCUCCGAUAUUCUGUACGUUAUCCAGUACCGAAUCCAUUGAAACAGAGUGCUAAGCAUUGGAUCAGUGCGAAAAAUCAAAGUGAACAUAAAGAGGAAAUAAAGUUGACCAGUGAUUUUGAAUAUUUUUUAAGUUCAGUUCACUCAUUUUUUUAACGAAUAAUUUAAUAUUGUAUUUUUUUUAAAUAAUUUUAUAAUAUUGUUGUUUGAUAUGAACAAAAAUUGAAUUUAAACAAAAAAAGAAAACUUUGUGCAUUAUAAAAAUACAAGAAGAUAAUAAAAAUAUUGCAAUAUUUAUCGAAGAAGAAAAUUGAAAAUGUUUUCAAAAAAGGGAUGCGAAUGGACGCUCACAGUUGGAGUUGUCAUUGUGACUUUUUUGGCAGCGACAAAGCAGACAAAUGCUCAGAUCUACCUGCUGAACUACAGUGAGGAUAGAGUCAAUGCGAGAAUUGCCGAGAAGAAACUCGAAUUGCGCAACGCCACGGAUAUCACUGAAGUUUAUGCAAUAAACACUUCAUCAAGAAUUCCAUCGGAUUUAUCACAGACGACAAUGGAUGCGAUAACAAUAACUUGGUACGUUGCCACAUUCCUGGCGUUGGUGGCGUUCUUCACUUUGAUGGCUUGUUCCGAUCGUAAAUGCGGUCGUCGGAAUGCAACGCAAUCACUUGAUGAUCACCUCCAACAACCACCCAGCCCAGCACCUUCAUACAGUGAAUUUGCCCCUCCUAGUUAUGAAACUGUUAUUGAGAAGCAUUAUUCACCAACAGCGACAGUAUUCGUCGUACAGGUGCCAUAUAUCGAAACCGAAAAGGACAAAGAUCCACCGCCACCAUUUACGUUCCACACAAUCAAUGAAUUGCAGAAAAUAAGUUGCUAAUUUUCAAAAAGAGAGUAUUUAAAAAAAAAACUAUACAAGUCUUUCAGUGAUUAGACUGUUAAAUCUGUGAUUGUAGAAAAUAAGUGAAAAAAAAAUCAAUAAGAUCUUCGUCCUAGUUAUAAUUACAAUAUAAUAUUAUUUAUUAUUACAUACUUUUGUCUAACAAAAAUAUAAAAACAAGAAACGAUAAUGCAAAGUAUGAAAAUACGUAUUCAAGAUAAUAAUAAUAAUUGUUAAAAGACAAUUUUUAUAGAAAGACUGACAUUGUGUAGCUGUUAUUUGAUAAUUUAAUUAAAUAGUCCAAAUCUACACUAAAAUAUUUUAAGUGUUUACUUAUAUAUAAGCAAAAAUCAAUAUUUUUGAAAUAUAAUUGUAAAAACCUGAAAUAAAUCUAUGAUGAAAAUUGUAAAAAUUCAGAUUA
Messenger RNA from Eupeodes corollae, 1591 nucleotides. RefSeq lists its product as uncharacterized. The coding region runs from base 610 to 1170 and encodes 186 amino acids. The record is from RefSeq and is a predicted model, not a curated record. NCBI's taxonomy places the organism in Eukaryota, Metazoa, Arthropoda, Insecta, Diptera, Syrphidae. The transcript is spliced from 3 exons.